AGAUUCCAAAAAGUUGAGACAAUUAAUAGAAGUGAAUGACCGCGUGAAAAAUAGUGUUAUCAAUUGCACGUGGAACACGUUCGGACGACUUCGGCCAAAGCCGAGGGUAUAUCGUCGAGCCGGUUCCACCCUCCAACAAAUAUUGAAGAAGAAACACCCUCGGCGUGUAAAUCUAACCUCAAAAUUCCAUUUGACAUUGCUGCUGGAGAUUGAAAGUUGUUUUUUUUUUUUAAAAAAGGCGCUAUGCGGUUUUGAAUAUUAUUGUGGUGUGUCGGUUAUUUCGCCGAUUAGUAAACCGUUAAGAUACAAUAAUAAUAACAAACGCACGUGCUUUACUGGAGUUUUGGAGAAGACAACAAUGUCGUUUAUAAAAUCUACCGGCGAUGUAAUUGGAUUUCUUCUACUUUCGGCAGUAGCUAUUGUUGAGAGUUUGGUCCGGAUGUUUAUACCAUUAAAAUAUAGAAUGAAAAGUGUUUCCGGCGAAAUUGCACUUAUUACUGGUGGUGGCGGUGGACUUGGACGAUUACUUUCUCUUCGCUUGGCUAAUCUUGGUGCUAUUGUUGUUGUUUGGGACAUCAAUAAACAAGGUAUCGAUGAAACGGUGAAAUUGGUACAAGCUUCUGGUGGAACUUGUUACGGGUAUCUCUGUGACCUCUGUGAUCGUGAAGACGUUUACAAAAAAGCGUCAAUUCUGAGAAAAGAAAUCGGAAGAGUGUCAAUUCUUGUAAAUAAUGCUGGAAUAGUUAGUGGACAGAAAUUCUUGGACACUCCCGAUAAAAUGAUAAUACGAACAAUGGACGUGAAUAUUAUGAGUCAUUUUUGGACAGUGAAGGCCUUUCUACCAGAAAUGUUAGAAGAAAAUAAAGGCCACAUAGUCAGUAUAGCAAGUUUAGCAGGACACGUAGGAGUUUCUAAAUUAGUAGAUUAUUGUACAUCGAAAUUCGCUGCAGUCGGUUUCGAUGAAGCUCUUAGGAUUGAGCUUGAAGCUGAAGGCUACAAUAUUAAUACCACCGUAGUAUGUCCCUACUUUAUUCGCAGUACAGGAAUGUUCGAAGAAGUUCUUUCGAGGUUUGUACCGACAUUGAGUCCAAACGAAGUGGCUGACAGUGUCAUCAAAGCAAUGAGAUGUAAUGAAAAAUUUGCAAUUCUUCCGGGUUAUCUGCAAUUAAUGUUAGCGAUUAAAUGGAUGUUCCCAUGGACAUGUGCCAGUAUGUUUCUCCGAGGUCUUGUAAGAGAUGUUAGUCCAGGAAAAAAAACCCCCGUUGUUCUAUCAGAAAAAUUGGAAGUACCAAAUGAGCCUACCAAAGAUCAAAAUGGAUCUGCAUUACAUCAACAAUUGACUAGACGUAUUUCUAGUUCCGAACGAAAACCCUAGGAUUUACCAAUAAAAUGUUCUUCGUCUCGAAAAAAAGAAUUAUGAAAAAUUGCAAGAGUUUAAAUAAUUUAAAAUGCUAAAUUUAGCAGGAAGGAAGCAAGCGAAAAAUAACGUGAACAAAACUCACGCUUUCGCGAGUAUUCAUUCAAUAGAACUGUGAAUCAAAGGUGUUCAUCUAUAUGAUGAGAGAAGAAAUGGAGGGGAAAAAAAAGUAGCACAAAUGUAUAAAAAAAAAAAAAUUUGCUUCGAUUUCUUGAACUUUGAUCAGGAGAAAUAAUUUAUCGAAAUUCCGGGCAGUUUCAUUUUUUCUGAAACUGUUAUGUAAGUUUAGCAAACGUUCACAAAAUGGUCUUCCAUUUUAAAAACAGAGAAUAUUAAUUUCUUAGAAAAAAAACUAGAUAUUUUAUCUAUUUCUAAUUAAAUUUAUUAGAAAAAAAAAACUAUAAAUUAUUGUAUAGUCAACGGGACCAUAAAAUCAUAUCAUUUUUACUCUUUUUUAAUUUUAAGAAUAUUUAGUCCCUUUUUUAUUUAAAAAAUACAGUUCAUGGAUUGAACAUUGUGACUUAAUUGUAAAUUUGUAAAUUUUAUUUCAAUUGCCAUUGAAAGAAAUGUCAGGCCUAGUGCCAUUACACUUGCCUUUAAAAAUCGCUGAGCGAUUCUUUAUUAUUAACGAUCCUAUAGAUUUUAAGAUUAUUCGAAAUAAUUCAGAUUCUUAUUGUAAGAUUGUAUUUUUAGAAUAAAAAAAAAAAAAAUUAUCAA
Leptopilina boulardi is the source of this 2134-nucleotide messenger RNA. Its product is annotated as short-chain dehydrogenase/reductase family 16C member 6-like. The transcript is spliced from 7 exons. Bases 359 to 1375 code for a protein of 338 amino acids. Gene Ontology annotation, cellular component: lipid droplet. Gene Ontology annotation, molecular function: oxidoreductase activity, acting on the CH-OH group of donors, NAD or NADP as acceptor. The record is from RefSeq and is a predicted model, not a curated record. Lineage: Eukaryota; Metazoa; Arthropoda; Insecta; Hymenoptera; Figitidae.